AUGCCGGUUUAUUAUUUGCGAAUUGUAGGCCCACAUGAUUCGACUAUAUUUGAAUGUAGCAGUACAAAGAGUACUGGCCAGGAUGAUUUGAUGUGUCAGUUUAUGCUAUAUUCAUCCCUAGACGUCUUGGAGGAUAUCGUAUGGCAAAGAGAUGACCUCUACGUAUCCAAGGUUGACCGACCGUAUGGUGAGAAGUACUAUGUCUCUGCUUUUGUUGGUCUUGCACCCAUUCGGUUAGUUAUGAUGCAGGACACAGAACCUAAGGACUCACUUCGAGCAUUUUUUUUAGAAGCCUACGAGAUAACAAUGAAACAUCUGCUCAACCCCUUUUUCGAUGCGACCAAAAAAAUUGAAAGUGUCAGCUUGCAUAAUAGUAUCAUGACUUUACUCAAUCGUGUAUCAUUGUAG
This is a messenger RNA of Phytomonas sp. EM1, 408 nucleotides long. The record is from the annotation of a GenBank genome assembly. Lineage: Eukaryota; Euglenozoa; Kinetoplastea; Trypanosomatida; Trypanosomatidae.